UUGGUUUAAUAAAAUCACAAGAAAUAGCAAGUGCUAUUAUUUAUGAUAUUUUAAACUAUGAAAAAAGCUUAACGUUAAUAAAUAAUGAAAGUCCAGACUCAACUUCUUCCUCUACCUCUACUUCUAAUAUCUCUAUUCCUGUUGCUGCUACAACUACUGCCUCUACUUCUUCUGUUACCACAACUACUGCUACUUCUGUCACUUCUACAGCCAUGGCUCCAUUUGAGGAUUGGGAGAAUAUAUCUUCAAGUAUUGCUAUUACAAGUUCACAAAAUCAUAAAAAUUUGUUUAAAACUUGCACUUUCUGUUGUACUGAAGGUCACUGGGCUAUAAACUGUGAACAAAUUCCACAACAUUAUCAUGGUUACUGUUUUCAGUGUUGGAAAACUGAUGAACAUAUGGUUAAAGAUUAUCUAGCUGAAGAAGCUACCAAACCACCUUGGCUAACAAUUCAAGAAUAUCAAGUUUUGCAAAAAACUCAAUUACAGUACCAUAGAUGG
Messenger RNA from Racocetra persica, 500 nucleotides. NCBI's taxonomy places the organism in Eukaryota, Fungi, Glomeromycota, Glomeromycetes, Diversisporales, Gigasporaceae. The record is from the annotation of a GenBank genome assembly.